GAAGUCGCCACGCUCAGUACCAGAAAAUCAGUCGAAAUCUAAAUAAUCGGGGUUGGGCGUGUUACUUUUACAAAUUCGUGUAUUUUGAGUGUUUUUAUUAGAUAUGUAACUUAAUAAACCCUUAAUCGAGAUUAGUAGUUCCGAUAUCACGAUGGCCCUUUCACUCAAAAUUAAUUUUGUCGACGAAAACGUUACUAAAACCAUCGUUUUCGACCCUACAACAACAGUUCACGAUGCAUGCCGAAUUAUUAGAGAUAAAUGUGCGGAAAAUGACGGACAACCUAAAGAUUAUGGUUUAUUUCUCACGGAUGAAGAUAAUAAGACAGGGGUGUGGCUAGAACCAGCAAGAAAUCUGGAAUAUUAUAUUCUACGAAAUGGAGAUACACUUGAAUAUAGAAAGAAAUUAAGACCUUUAAGGGUUAAAAUGUUGGAUGGUUCUGUUAAAACAAUGAUGGUAGAUGAUUCCCAGAUAAUAGCCAAUUUGAUGGUUGUUAUUUGUACAAAAUUGGGAAUAACUAAUCACGACGAAUAUUCUCUGGUGUUGGAAGAUUUGGAAAAUCAAGAAAAUAUAGAUAACCGAAACUAUGGUACUCUAACAUUAAAACGCAAAAAGGAGGAAAAAGAACGAGAUGCAAAAAUGGAACAACUACGUAAAAAAUUACACACUGAUGAUGAAGUCAAUUGGCUAGAUCCCUCAAAAACGCUUAGAGAACAAGGCAUAGAUGAAAUGCAAACAGUAUUAUUAAGAAGAAAGUUUUUCUACUCAGAUCAAAAUAUUGAUUCCAGAGAUCCAGUGCAAUUGAAUUUGUUGUAUGUACAAGCAAGAGAUGCCAUCUUACAAGGAACACAUCCAAUUACUCAAGACAAAGCUUGCGAAUUUGCAGGUUUACAAUGCCAGAUACAGUUUGGAGAUCAUAUAGAAACUAAACACAAAUCUGGAUUUUUAGACUUGAAAGAAUUUCUUCCACAGUCUUACACAAAAAUUAAGGGUAUUGAAAAGAAAAUAUUCUCCGAACAUAAAAAAAACCAAGGUCUCAGUGAAUUAGAUGCAAAAGUAAAGUACACCAAAAACGCUCGCUCUCUCAGAACUUAUGGUGUAACAUUUUUCUUAGUAAAAGAGAAAAUGAAAGGAAGAAACAAGCUGGUACCUCGUUUAUUAGGGGUAACAAAGGAUUCAGUGUUACGUCUUAAUGAACAAACUAAAGAAAUUUUGCAAACUUGGCCAUUAACGCAAGUGAGACGAUGGGGUGCUAGUCCUAAUACAUUUACUCUAGAUUUUGGGGAUUAUUCUGAUCAAUACUAUUCUGUCCAAACCACGGAAGCUGAGCAAAUCCAACAAAUAAUUGCUGGAUAUAUAGAUAUUAUCCUGAAAAAACAACAGGCUAAAGAUCAUUUUGGUAUUGAAGGGGAUGAAGGAUCUACUAUGUUUGAAGAGAACGUUGCUAAGCAAAAAGCCACCAUUCUGCAACAGCGAGAAUCGAGUAAAGUUGGUAAAACAAACAUUGAAUCAUUAGCUAAACCUGCUGUUAUGAGAGUUGCUGAUGGAGAAAAACCUUAUGGCGUAGGCAUGAUGAGUGGUCCCAUGCAGACCACUAUUAGUGGAUCUGUAAAUGUUGGGCAUGCCCCACCAACGACCACAAACAUCCAACAAACGAAAAUUACUAUGGUAACCUCAGAACCACAACGCGCUCUUUUAUCAACCAUAACUGCAACUCAAUCAAGAAUCAAGGAAUCUGAAAUUGAACUUGAAGCUAAAGCAAAUAUUCCAGAACUGGGAACAGAUCCAGCUGCUAAAAAAUGGAAACAAGUUACUUUAGAUACUAAGAAACAGAAUGUUGGUUCACAAAUUGCAGCAAUGAAUGCUGCUACUGCUCAAGUAGUUACCUUAACAUCAGGUCCUCAAGAUGAGGUGGACCAUAAUGCUGUAGGUGCUGCAAUAACAACAAUAGGAAGCAAUUUACCUGAGAUGACCAAAGAUGUAAAAAUGAUUGCUGCUCUUAUGGAUGAUGGAAAUAUGGGAGAAAAAUUAAUAGAUGCUACAAGAAAGCUCUGUUUCGCUUUCAGUGACCUACUGAAGGCUGCAGAACCAGAAUCCAAAGAGCCAAGACAGAAUCUUCUUAACGCAGCUUCCAGAGUUGGCGAAGCUAGCACUCAAGUUCUUGCUACUAUUGGAGAAGAUACUGUCGAAAAUAAGGAGUUACAAGAUAUGCUAUUAUCUUUAGCUAAAGCUGUUGCAAACACUACAGCUGCACUUGUCCUUAAAGCUAAAAACAUCGCGUCGACUUGUGACGAUCAGCAAACACAAAAUAGAGUUAUCGGUGCGGCUACCCAAUGUGCUUUGGCUACAUCUCAGUUGGUGGCAUGUGCUAAAGUUGUCGCUCCUACCAUACAUUCGCCAGCUUGUCAGGAACAAUUAACUACUGCCGUUAGGGAGGUAGCUAAAGCAGUUGAGAACUUGGUUGCUGUGUGCAAUGAAUCAUGUCCAAACGAAGAUUUAAAUACUCAAUUGAAAAACGCAGCUUCAGAAGUAACACGGACAUUAAAUGAUUUAUUGAAUCAUAUGAGAUUAGCGAGCCGUGAACGAGUCAAGGAAACUAUCCAAGAACAUAGUGUCGAAGAAAUAUAUACAGCUACUGAUAAACUCUCAGCAGCAUCUGGGGACCCUAAUGAAAUGGUCCGGCAAGCGAGACGUUUGGGACAGGCCACCGCACAAUUAAUUCAAAGCAUAAAAGGCGAAGCAGAAAAAUUGCCUGAUUCAGAUAUACAACGCCGAUUACUGGGUGCUGCAAAAACUUUAGCUGACGCAACCGCCAAAAUGGUGGAAGCAGCUCGACAAUGUGCAAGUCAUCCACAUGAAGUGGUUUAUCAAGACCAGUUAAGAAAAACUGCAGAAGAUCUUAGAGAUGUUACGGCAGUGGCUGCAACUACGCCUGCACUCAGAGCUAAAUUGGUUGAUAGAGUUCAAAUUUGCGCCCGAAAAGCUGCCGCUUCUGCUACUCAAUGUAUAACUGCUGCACAAGCUAGCCAAUCUUACAAUACCAACGCUGCUACUAGAGAAACUCUAAGUCAGGAUACUAUGGAAUUGGCAGAAACAAUACCAUUGUUAGUUGAAUCAAUCAAAGCUAAUGGACAAAAUGCAGAAGAUACCACCAGUCAAGUCGAAUUAAUGUACAUCGCAGAGGUGUUCUUACAUCCUGCUAGUCAGUUCAUACAAUCCUCUCAAUCUGCUUUACCAACAUUAACAGAACACUCUGUACGUGAACAAUUAUCUAGUACAACUCAAAAAUUCAACACAGAAUUAAGUGAUUUACAUAGUGCAAUUAGCAGAGCAAAACCAGCAUGUCAAGGCUUAGGUAUGGAUGCUGCUCAACAAUUAAUAGCUGAUCUUCAAGAAGAACUGAAUGAAUUCGAAAGAGCAGUCAAUGCAUACAAAUUGAAACCAUUGCCAAAUGAUACACCAGAACGUGGAGCUCUACAAUUAGCUGCCAGUACGAAACUAGUUAAUCAAGGUAUAGCGCAGCUUUUAAGUGCUUCAACUCAAGGUAAUGAAAUGUACACAUCUCAAGCUGCAAGAGAUACUGCUCACAGCCUUAAGAAUCUUACCAAUGCCGUUCGUAUGGUUGCUGCCACAUCAGACAAUCCAGAAGUUCAAAGAAGAGUAAUAAACUCGGGUCAAGAUAUACUUGUACUAUCUUCAAAACUUGUGAGCGAAGCUCAAAAGAGUUUAACAACUGUUGGAAUCACACCAGGUCUUCAAAAGGCUGCCAAAGAUAUGUCGAUAGCUUUGAAUGCCGCUGUAAGCUGUUUGCCAGGACAGAAAGAUGUAGAUACAUCCAUUACGAAUAUUAUUGAAUGGUCAUCAUCAUUGACAACAAACAAUUUGCCGCAUACAAAAAAAAGCUAUGGCGAACUACAGCAAGAACUAAAUACGGCUGCAGCUAAUUUGAAUGAAGCUAGUUCAAGUGUUGUGGAAUCAGUAUAUAGUUCCAUUCAGUUAGCCUCGACGUCUAAAGAUUUUGCAGCUGCUUAUCAUGAUCUACUGGGUGUUACUAUGGAAAUGGCAGGACAAACUGUAGAUACUACAGUUAAAGGUGAAAUAGUUCAUUCUUUGAAAACCAUUUCAACAUCGUCAAGUACGCUUCUCACGACCGCGAAAUCCUUAUCUGCUGAUCCAAAUCUUCCCAAUGGAAAAAAUCAAUUAGCAGCUGCAGCUCGUGCUGUGACUGAUAGUAUUAACCAUCUGGUGAAUAUAUGUACAUCAGCUGCACCUGGCCAAAACGAAUGUGACAAUGCAAUUAGACAAAUGAAAGCUAUGAAGUACUUAUUGGACAAUCCUACAGAACCUAUAAACGAUUCUUCUUAUUACGAAACUUUGGACACUGUAAUAGAGAAAAGCAAAAUAUUGGGCGAAGGUUUAACAGGCAUCACAUCUAGUGCAAAAUCUUCAGAACAUGAAAAAUUUACAGAACAUGUCAAAAAUUACAGCAGUGCUAUUUGCUCCAUGAUUGAAACUUCUGCGCAAGCUGCAUAUCUAAUUGGUGUAUCGGAUCCAUCAAGUACAGCAGGUCGACCAGGCUUAGUAGAUCAAGCCCAGUUCGCUAGAGCUUCUCAAGCUAUCCAACAAGGUUGUGCAGCUCUAUCGUCUUCAACAAGUCCACAAAAACAAGUAUUAGAAGCCGCUACUCUAAUAGCUAAACACACCAGCGCCUUGUGUAACUCCUGCAGAAUGGCCAGCUCAAAAACAACAAAUCCUGUUGCAAAGAGACAAUUUGUACAAAGCGCUAAAGCCGUCGCUAAUAGUACAGCUGCUUUGGUUAAAGAAAUUAAGGCACUAGAUGCAGAUUAUUCUGAAGAGAACCGAAUUAGAUGUGCAGAAGCUACUAGGCCACUUUUAGAUGCUGUAGAAAAUCUCUGCCUAUAUGCCAGCUCCAGUGAAUUUGCAACUAUUCCUGCAAAAAUACCUCCUCAAGCCCGUCACGCACAACAACCUAUUGUUGAUUGUGGCCGUAAACUGAUUGAUACAUCGUGUGCUGUUAUAAACGCCACCAAAAAUCUUAUAAUUAUGCCCAAAGAUCCUUCCACCUGGCAACAUUUUGCUGGUUGCUCCAAGAAUGUAUCUGAUGCCAUAAAACAAUUAGUUGUCAACAUCAAGAAUGAAGCACCUGGUAAAACCGAAUCUGACACUGCUGCUCAGAUCAUCAAUAAUCAUCUGAAAACGUUGGAUGCUGCAUACAUGGAUGCUGUUUCUCAGUCUCUCACGCCAAGAAAAUCCGCAACUCUUCCAGUUUAUAGUCAACAAGUUGAACGAUCUGCUGCUGGACUUUUUGAUACUAUAGAACCAUUACGACAUGCAGCUAAAUAUGAAGCUGAAAGUAUUGGUCAUGCUGUUAACCAAUUGAUACAGUAUUUUGAGCCCUUAGUAGAAAGUACCAUUGGAGCUGCAUCUAACCUUACCAACUCUAAACAGCAGGAACAAAUUUUAGAUCAAGCUAAAUCUGUAACAGAAUCUGCCUUACAGUUUGUUUAUGCGACCAAGGAUUGUGGUGGAAAUCCUAAAGCAGUAAAUAUUCAUCCUGAUAUUGAUGAAUGUGCCAAUUCAACAAGAGAUAAUCUUCAAGACUUGGUUACUAGUUUGGAAGCAAUCUCAACACAAAGCGGAAUUGUAUCAGGUGUGGUUGACAAUUUAACAAGAUCUAUGACUCGAUUAUCAGACAACAGAGCAUCUCUAAUUAUUUCCGAUAGUGAUCUUGGAUUCGUUGACUAUCAGACUCGAAUGGUAGAAUGUGCAAAAAGCAUAGCAAAAAUUGCUGGAGAAAUUGCCAGUAAAGCUGCCACUGACACUCAAAAAGUUGCUCAACUCUCAGCAGAUCUAGCUCACAAGUAUGCCCAAUUAUCAAGUGAUAGUAUUGGUGCAGCCGCAGCUGCUACAAAUGCUGAGGUUUCCGUUAGACUUCGAGAAAUAGUACAGCAGUUAGGAAGUGCGUGCGUGGAGUUAGUCCAAACUGGGGGUCAGUGCUUGGUCAGGAAAGAUGACAUAAUAUUACGCGAAGUAGGAGAUUGUUCUCGUAACGUCACAGAAAAAGUAUCUCGAGUGUUAGCAACUUUGCAGAACGAAUCUAGAGGUACUCAAGCUUGUAUCAACGCUGCUUCUACCGUAUCCGGUAUUAUAGGGGAUCUGGAAACUACAAUUAUGUUUGCCACUGCUGGAAAUCUUAAUCCAGAAAAUGAACUUGAAUCAUUUGCUAACCAUAGAGAGAAUAUAUUAAAAACUGCCAAGGCUUUAGUUGAAGAUACUAAAACUUUGGUUGCUGGGGCUGCUUCUUCCCAAGAGCAAUUGGCAGUGGCUGCACAAAAUUCAGUAGCUACAAUCGUGCAACUAGCAGAGGUGGUGAAAUUUGGAGCAGCCAGUUUGGGUAGUGAUAACCCAGACUCUCAAGUUAUGCUUAUAAACGCAGUACGUGAUGUAGCGAGUGCACUUGGUGAUCUAAUUCAAGCUACAAAAGCGGCAAGUGGAAAACCCAUUAACGAUCCAGCUAUGGUUCAUUUAAAAGACAGUGCUAAGGUUAUGGUUACAAAUGUCACAUCUCUACUGAAAACCGUUAAAGCUGUAGAAGAUGAACACACAAGAGGAACUAGAGCAUUAGAAUCUACUGUUGAAGCAAUUGGCCAAGAAAUGAAGGCGCUGUAUUCUAGUAGUGAUGGCUGCAAACAAGGAGUAACAGCAGAAGAUUUAAUUCGCUGCACAAAAUUUUUAACCAAUGCAACAGCAAAAUGUGCUUCAGCGGGUAUCAGUAAUAAACAAGAUGACAUCAUCGCGGCUGCUAAUCUAUCGAGAAAAGCUAUUUCUGAUAUGUUGAUAAUUUGCAAAAGUGCUGCUUACAAUUUAGCCGAAACACAAGAAUUGAGAAUUGAAACAUUGAAUGCGGGACAUGAUUGUGCAAAACAAUUCAGAGAAUUGUUGUUACUAAUUUUACAAGGCAAUGGAUCGGCUGAUGUUAAACAAACUCUUCCAUUAGUAUCUAGAAAAAUUGCACAAAGUGUUACUGAACUUCUGAGCGUUGCAAAAAGGCUUAAAGGGUCUGAUUGGGUUGAUCCUGAUGAUCCUACAGUUAUUGCUGAAAAUGAAUUACUGGGUGCUGCUGCUUCUAUUGACGCUGCAGCUAAGAAGUUGGCAAGUCUGAGACCUCGUCAAAAUAUUAAGACACAAGACUUGGACGAAUCAAUGAACUUUGAUGAAAUGAUUCUCGAAGCCGCCAAAUCAAUCACAGCUGCAACUUCAGCUCUAAUUAAAGCAGCCAGUGCAGCACAACGUGAAUUAAUUGAUGCUGGUAAAAUGUCCGGUACUCCAGUUUCAUCAUCUGAUGAUGGUCAGUGGUCAGAAGGACUAAUCUCGGCGGCAAGGUUAGUUGCUGCUGCCACCCACAGUCUCGUCGAAAGUGCGAACGCAUUGGUUCAAGGAAUGGGCAGUGAAGAUAAAUUGAUAGCUGCUGCAAAACAGGUAGCAAGUUCUACAGCCCAGUUAUUAGUAGCUUGUAAAGUAAAAGCAGAAGGUGAUACAGAAGCCACUAGAAGACUUCAUACUGCUGGCAAUGCAGUUAUAAGAUCCACAGAUAAUUUAGUAAGAGCUGCACAACAAGCCAAGAGUGUAGAAGAAGAAAGAUAUUUAGUUCUGAACAAGAAAAUGGUUGGCGGUAUUGCCCAGGAAAUUAAUGCAAGAUCUGAAGUACUGAAAAAGGAAAGAGAACUCGAGGAGGCUCGUAAUAAACUAAGUGCCAUUCGACAAGCGAAGUAUAAACUUAAAGGGUACGAUACCUCUGGCGAUGAUACUGAUGGUUACAUUAGUUCCGCACCUGAAAUGGAUUCUUCUAUGCGGUACCAUCAAAGUUACGACUACCAAUCUAGUCCACAUCAAAGAUACUAUCAAGAUAACUAUUCACAAUUAGAAAGUCCAGAGAAAGUGAACUCGCUCGAACGCAAUAAAAACAUUCUAAAAUCUCAAAUAAACGACCUCGACUCAGCAACAUAUGGAUCAACGAACACGUAUGGACAAGAUUACAAUUCAUAUAGUCAGAACUCGCCCAAAUUUUAUCCAAAAGAUACUUACACAAGUACUCCUAGUCAUUAUAAAAGUUACGAUCCUCCAAAAGAUUCAUUUUAUCAACCGUUAGAUAAUAAAUAUUAUUCAGAUGGAUACUCCAGUUCUGAAUAUGCAACAAAUACGUACAAAACACCAGAAGGGUAUAAAAUGAAUACAUAUGAGUAUAAGAGCUACCAAUCUCAGCCUCAACAUUCUUAUUCAUCUAGUAGCGAAAAAUAUUAUACUAGUUCACCCGCAGUUACAUCUCCUAGAGACAAAAAGGCGUUUGAAACAUUCAAAAAUGGAGAUUCUCAAUAUUCUUAUUCAACUAAUGUUGAAUACAUAAACGAACCACCCCUUUUUAGAGAUGAUGACACGCUAGAACAAAAAAUGUUGAAAAAAUCAGUGACGCAACAGAUUAUUGAGAAAAAAACUGUAUCCAUGACAAAAAGUAGUAAGGAGGAAUCUUCGACAAAGAGUUUUAGAUUUGAAUAGUUUUUGGCUGCCAUACAAACCAUGCAAGAUGUUUCAUUAGUACAGUAUCAAACAACAUAAUUUUUUAUUAUCGUUACAAAUAAUAAUCUCAGAUAAAACAUUUGAUGUGGGUUCAAUUUGUAUGAUUUUAUAUAACGUAUGUUAUGAAAUAUGAAAAUUUCACAUGCAGUAUUUACUAGAAUUAAAAUAUACGGUAUAUAACCAAAAAAUAUAUCUCAAGGCCGGCCUCAAUUGGUUGAGAUACAAAAAAAUAUUUGUUUACUUCUUUCACCUGACCAGUACCUACUUGCAGUAUUGUUUAAUGGUCGUGGUAUGAAAAUUAAGACUAGUGUUAAAUCUAUUUAACAUUAUUUUGCAAAAUGGAGUGUCUUUGUUCAGGUCUUCAACAAAUUUUACUUUAUACCAAGGUAUUUUUUUUAAUAUUCACAGUUCUUUUAUUGAUUUACUCUUAGUACAUUUAUGUAUGUGGAAUUACGGCUUAAGCCACUUAAAGGUGUUAUGAAAAAAAAAAUUAAAAAAAGAAUGUGUGAAUUUUUAAGCUUUUUAAUACAACUUUUAAAAUAAUUUAGCCAAAGUAAACACUAAAAUUUCGAAUUUCAAAAAUUAAAAAAAUUAAUGCACUUUGGACCUUCUACAUAUAUAUCCACAAGGUUUCUGGUACUUAAUCAUUCUCUUUAUAUUAUUUAUUAUUUACUGUUUCGAUUUCCUCUUGAAUUUGAAAUAAUUUUUAAUCACCUUAUUUACUUGAAAUUUAAGAUAUUUCUUAUUUGCAAAUCCUAUGACUUUCAUUCAAUCUUCGGAUGUGAUUUUAAUAUCGUUUUUUUUUCUUUCAAUCUACAAAAAUUGAGUUACAAGAUACUAGAAACUCUGCUCAAUCCUAUAUUGGCUAAAAUGUUUUUGGUGGUUAUAUCUUGUUUAAAAAAUGUUUCAGGUUGAAAACAAUUGUAUGUAGACAGCAGAAUGCCUAUUCUUCAUUCUUUGUACCCAUUUAUACUGUGUAUACCCAAGCAAUAUUCUAAAACUGAUGUUUAUUCUGAACACCUGUAACUAGAUUUGAUGUGGGUAAUGGAGUUGUUACCGUAUAUAAUGCAGUUAUUUCAUAGAAUAACUAGUUAUUCUAGAAAAUAACUGAUCGUGUCCGUAAAGUGUGUAAUAUAUUAUUAAUUUGACUAGUUUUCUAGGACAUAACUAGGUAUCCUAUAAAUUAACUAAUGAGAGAUACUUAAAGUGUAUAAUAAACAAUUUAUCUAAUUUAUGUAGCGUAUAAAUGGUAUUUAUGGAAACAUACCAUAAAAUCAUUUGUUACAACAAGGAUUACUAAAAUGACACUUGGAAUUACAAAGAACAUUAUUUCUAAAACAAAAACAAUCUUUGUUGGUACAAACUUUGAGCCGUAGCAACCGACCGAAGCGAUAUUUCUAAAUCCGGUACUUCCUCGAUUUUAAUUAAUUUUUGUUCGCAGACACUGAACUGGGAUCGGAAAUAUAAUUGUUUUAUGCGACCGUUUCUUGUGCCCAAGUGGAAACAUCCUUCCAUUUUUCCGCUACUCUUCAUAUUGUUAAACGAAACGUAAAUGUACCUUAUACUAAAGAGCGAAAUAUAUGAUAUAAACUAUUUCACACUUUAACGGGCUGCAGAUCGUUAUUAUAUGAAAUAAUUAGUAAAAGUGUCAAAUUAAUAAUAUAUUACACACUUUAACGGACACGAUCAGUUGUCUCAUAGAAAAACUAGGUAUUCUAUAAAAUAAAGGAUUUCAUACUUUAACGGUAUCAGAAACAAACGCAUAAAUUAUUGUAUCAUUGCCUAAUGCUUUGCCAAAUCUUACUUUAAACAAGUAAACUUGCUUCUGAAGUGGGAUUUGAUUUUUAUACCAUGCCAAGGUUGUCGAAAAUGUAAAUUAAAUCUCUCUGUUAUUAAUCUUGAUAUUACAUUAUUUCUCAUUUCUUGUGAAGAUCAAUGAAUGAAAUUAUCCAAAUAAAAUAUAAACACAGAGCUCACCGAACGACCCAUAAAGCUCUUCAUAUUUUAGACCACUGUUGUAAACAACCCAGGCGGGGUUUUAGCUCCUAUAUUUGGGGGGAAGGGGAGUUGUGUCGACUUAAAAUAAAAAAAGAAAAACUGAGCAGAACUUAUCUAUAGGUAAAUUUUCCUGAUUAAAUACCAGCAAUCCAUACUAUUUAUAUGAAUCAUUUAUUAAAUUUUUCCAAAUUAUAAUAGAAAUUUCAAUCUUCUCUUUGAGUAGUUUGAAAAUAUGCCUAUUACUGCUCCAUCAUCAAUAUCUCUAUUAAUAUUUAAAAGGUCUAGUCCUAUGAGGCGUUUUUCUCCCAUGGAUUCUCGCAGCCAAUUUUUUAACGAGCGUAAAGUUUAAACGCUUCCUUCACUCGAAGCGAUGCUUACUGGUAAAGUGACAAGGAUACGAAAUAAAAUGUUAAUUGUUGGGUACAUAUCUUGUCACAUUCUUCUGGUAUUUUAAUUGUAGAUUUUUUGUAUUAUUUCAUAUAAAAUACUUCACUCUGAAGCAUCUUGUAUGUACUGCUGUUAUUUGUUUUUAGUGUAUAUUCUAUUUGUUCUUAAUUAUAAGUGUCCUUACUAAAUACGGUGCUAAUGUUUUGCUUGUUUCUUUACUUAACCAAAACCAAAAUUUAGUUUUUAAGUGCCAAUAAUAAAAUAUAAGCUUUAAUGAAAUGUUUAUAUUUUUAAUUAUUAAUCUGUACAUUACAUUUGAUAUUGUAUUUAUAAAAACUCAAAAGUGCCUAUUCUUCAUUGUAUUGCUUUUUAAUUUGUAAUUAAAUUUUAUAUUCUAGUAUAAAAAUAA
Diorhabda carinulata is the source of this 11387-nucleotide messenger RNA. It is a transcript of the gene rhea, whose product is annotated as talin-1. Gene Ontology annotation, biological process: cell-cell adhesion. Gene Ontology annotation, cellular component: cytoskeleton; plasma membrane; focal adhesion. The record is from RefSeq and is a predicted model, not a curated record. NCBI's taxonomy places the organism in Eukaryota, Metazoa, Arthropoda, Insecta, Coleoptera, Chrysomelidae. Gene Ontology annotation, molecular function: integrin binding; structural constituent of cytoskeleton; actin filament binding. The transcript is spliced from 33 exons. Bases 152 to 8572 code for a protein of 2806 amino acids.